AUGGACGAGGCAACUUGCCAGCAGGUGGUGAGCGCCGUGGUGAUCGUGCCCGGCUCGGGCGACGCAAGGGAGAGGCCCUUCAAGGACGGCAGGGAGGAGCCUUACGUCGACCUGGACGGCUUCAUGCAGGCCGCCCUGGGGCUGCUUUCCGUCACGAGGCUGGCGGCCGCCGCCCGCGAGGGCUUUAGCUGCGCCAGCCACGCAGAGCUCAGGCAUCUCUUCGGCAAGCACGGCAAAAGCGCCGGCAAGCUGACGCCCGCCGAGCUGACCUUGCUUGUGCAGGAGUCCUUCAGCGACGCUGUCGACCAUGAGGGCCUGGGGCCAGCCGUGCGCCAGGCCGUGUCCCAGGCAAGCUCGGCAGAGACAGAUUGGCCAGGUUGGCUGAACUUCAACGAGUUCGUGGCGCUGGUGCGGAGGAUCCAGGACAUCGAGGACACGGACCGCGUGGACAGGGAGCGCGCCGCCAUCGAGGCCACGGGCUUCGAGCCCGCCCAGGUUGACGAGUUCCGCGAGCUCUUCAUUAAGAACGACGUGGACGGGGUGGGAGAGAUACCGGAGCGACGGGUGCAGCGGCUGCUGGCGAGCAUCGAGGCCGCGGCGAGCGUGCCGCUGGAGAGGCUGAGGGCCGCGGCGCGCCGCCGGGCGGACCGCGGGCCCUCGGACAGGAGCAGGCGCGGGAGCUGCGAGGCCCUCGACUUUCCCGAGUUCCUGUGCCUCAUGAAGGAGGUGCUGGGCCUCGCCGAGGCGGGCGCGCUGCACGCCGCGGCGCAGGACCGCAGGGGCGCCCUGCGCCCGGGCGACGGGCGCGGGCCCAGCGCGGCCUUCGGGGCCACGCUGCGGCAGCUCCUGGGGUGA
This is a messenger RNA of Prorocentrum cordatum, 855 nucleotides long. Lineage: Eukaryota; Dinophyceae; Prorocentrales; Prorocentraceae. The record is from the annotation of a GenBank genome assembly.